Cucumis melo (muskmelon) is the source of this 1599-nucleotide messenger RNA. Its product is annotated as adenylyl-sulfate kinase 3. Bases 350 to 1210 code for a protein of 286 amino acids. Gene Ontology annotation, biological process: sulfate assimilation. The record is from RefSeq and is a predicted model, not a curated record. Lineage: Eukaryota; Viridiplantae; Streptophyta; Magnoliopsida; Cucurbitales; Cucurbitaceae. Gene Ontology annotation, molecular function: adenylylsulfate kinase activity; ATP binding. The transcript is spliced from 8 exons.
UACAAAUAUGUGUUAAUGGGAAGAAGGACGAACACAGGGUGUCAAAGGAUAAACAAAUCAAUCAAAUUCUCGCAAGGGCUUAUGCACAAUGGUUAUCGUUUUGUUUGAGAAAAGCAAAGAAAGUAGUGGUGAUUCCAUUUCCAAGUGACAGCUGAGCCUCCCUCACGCAUACUGCUUAUGCUUUUGCUUUCCACAUCCUCUUUCUGUCGUAUCUCAGCCUUUUUUUCAGUUGCCACUGCCAUUUCAGAGUCCAAUUACAGGUGGAUGCUCACCCAUUAUUUACGAAACUUCCUCCGCCACCACCUCCCACGGACCUCUUUCAACGCUGUUUUCAAUUUCAAUCUUUUCGAUGGACGCGUUGCAAUUGACGCCACCGCUGGUUCGCAUGUUUGAAUAUCGGCCGUUGAUAUCCUCAUCUUUUGGGAAUUUGAAGCCUGCUAGCAUUGCAGUGAACAAUGCGAUUGGACUGGAGCGGAGUUGUGGAGGAUGGCGGUUCUGUUGCGAUGCUGUUCCAACUAGUUUCUUACAGCCAUUUAAAGCGGCGACGAGCAUUUGCUCUGCGAUUCACGGUAAAGGUUGCCAUGAGACCUCAACCGGUGGGAAGUCAACAAAUAUUGUAUGGCAUGAUUGUCCCGUUGGGAAGCCUCAAAGAGAAAAGUUGAUUCAGCAGAAAGGCUGCGUCAUAUGGAUAACUGGUCUGAGUGGUUCAGGAAAAAGCACUCUGGCAUGUGCAUUAAGUCAAGGCUUACAUGCAAGAAGAAAACUGACCUACAUCCUUGAUGGUGACAAUAUUAGGCAUGGUCUAAACAGUGAUCUUAGUUUUGAACCUGAAGACCGUGCAGAAAACAUACGGAGGAUUGGUGAGGUAGCAAGCCUCUUUGCAGAUGCUGGGAUUAUUUGUAUUGCUAGCUUAAUAUCUCCUUUUCGGAAGGAUAGAGAUGCCUGUCGUGCUUUGCUGGCAGAAGGUGAUUUUAUUGAGGUUUUCCUUGAUGUACCACUUAAUGUAUGUGAAGCUCGGGACCCGAAGGGUCUGUAUAAACUGUCUAGAGCAGGAAAGAUACAAGGAUUCACAGGGAUAGAUGAUCCAUAUGAAGAACCACUAAAUUCCGAGAUUGUGUUGCAAUACAAAGAAGGGAUCUGCUCGUCCCCUAACGACAUGGCUGAAAGAGUGAUAUCAUAUUUAGAAGAGAGAGGGCACCUGCAAGCCUAACAGGUGGAAAUGUGGGACUUUCUUGUUAUCGAUUUGAAACAAACAGAAACUCAGUUUGUUUAAUGCAGGAGGAGAUGAGUUACUACCUCUUAUUUCUCACUGCUAGGAAACACCUCGUUUCCUUCAGUAUCUGCUUUCCAAUUCUUGGUUCAUUUAGAAUUCUUACCAAUAAAGUUAGAAGCAUGAGAAAGAGGAUAUGCGUGUGCUUAUUAUCUUGUAAGUUCUUUGUAACUUUUAAUAUUUUUGUCAAGUUCAUAUUAGGCUUAUUUAAAUUCAACUCCUAGUGUCUUGAUAAUCAAACAUGUAUCAUGUAUUUCCGUCCAAUUUGACGAUACUGAUUUAUUUUUCAGUAAUCUAUUAUACAAAUUAUGCUUAGAUUGAUUUUCUAA